Messenger RNA from Galleria mellonella (greater wax moth), 4231 nucleotides. It is a transcript of the gene Inv, whose product is annotated as homeobox protein invected-like. Gene Ontology annotation, cellular component: nucleus. The transcript is spliced from 6 exons. Gene Ontology annotation, biological process: multicellular organism development; regulation of transcription by RNA polymerase II; neuron differentiation. Gene Ontology annotation, molecular function: RNA polymerase II cis-regulatory region sequence-specific DNA binding; DNA-binding transcription factor activity, RNA polymerase II-specific. Bases 321 to 1877 code for a protein of 518 amino acids. The record is from RefSeq and is a predicted model, not a curated record. Lineage: Eukaryota; Metazoa; Arthropoda; Insecta; Lepidoptera; Pyralidae.
GGCAGCCUUAUUUGCCAGUCGGUACAGGCAUUCGCGGAUCGCGUACCAUGUUUCAGUUGAUAUCAAUAAGCUUUCUUUAAUUAAACACCUGUCAAAAUUGAAUUUUUCUAACCUCGAGUUCGCGCUUCGUCGACUUUCCCGCGGAAAUUUGACAGGUGACGUGUAGUUUUUUUUUUUUAACAAAGUUUUCCGUCUGUGGUGCCAGUGCAGUGAGAAACGGAUAGUUUAAUUGUUCGUUUUGUAUAAUUAAAUAAUGUUGUGUUGUUGUGGAAAUGUCAUCGGAUAUGUGUGAAAAGAUGGCGUAACGAGAGAAGAAGAAAAUGGCAGCCGUGUCUACUACGGUCCACCUUCAAGAUUCGAGGAUAAAAGUGCAAGAUCAGAGUGACGAUGAGCCCUACUCGCCGAACACGAGAGAUACCACCAGUCCUGAGUACCACGACGAAGAAAAGCAAGAAGAAAGAUCGAUACAUACGUCCUCUUUCUCCAUUCACAACGUUCUGAAGAAGGAAAGAGAUAGCAACAGCCCAGAAAAUGUGUUCUCGACGGAAAAACUACUGCAGAACACACCAAACUUCGAUGAUACAAUAGAAAGUUCUAGAAAUUCCGAGAGCGUAAGUCCUCAGUUGGACGACGAUGAAAAUCAAACGAACGAAUCGAGAGCCGAGAUCAGCGUAGACGACAACUCCUGUUGCAGCGAUGAUACAGUUCUAUCAGUCGGCAAUGAGGCACCGGUUUCCAAUUUCGACCAGACAGAAAAAUCCCAAGAUACAACACAAAGUUUGACGUCCUUCAAACACAUCCAAACACACCUGAAUGCGAUAUCCCAGUUGAGUCAAAAUUUAAACAUGAACCAACCUUUACUUCUUCGACCGAGCCCCAUAACCCCAAAUCCGCUGAUGUUCUUGAACCAACCGUUGUUGUUUCAGAACCCAUUGAUCAAUCAGGUCGAUAUGAAAUCUGGUAUAAGAAUGCCCAUACCACAGAAUAAUAUGAGCGUGAACUAUGGAUUGAAUUUUGGUGUCAGGAAAAACGGGAAUCAAACCCAAGAAUUAAGAAGUACUAGAACAGAUGAGAAUAGAAGAUUGAAUUAUAUGAGUCCAAAGUCACCAGAAAACGAGUCUGCCAGGGAUUUUAUCAAUCAGAGUUGUCUGAAAUUUAGUAUAGAUAAUAUAUUAAAAGCUGAUUUUGGGAGACGAAUAACGGAUCCUUUAAAUAAGCGAAAAAAUCUGAAGACGAGGCAGUAUGAAACUAAACCGGUUCCGGUGAAGGAAGUCGUGCCUCCUAAGCCUGAUGUUUUAGAAGCGAGGGUGCCUGAAGUGAAACCAACUGAGAAAGGAGGUGCAAUUGACUUGUCUAAAGUUGAAGACGGCAGCAGUAACCAAGGGUCUGGAUCUGGGUCGACGAGUGGGGACGGUCCAAUGGUGUGGCCGGCAUGGGUGUACUGCACUCGGUACAGUGAUCGUCCUAGUUCCGGACGAAGUAAGUACGGGACCGGCUCACGGCUACCACGUCCACGGACUCGACGGCCGAAGAAGCCGCCGGGGGAGACCGGCGGCGCGACCGACGAGAAACGACCCAGAACCGCCUUCUCGGGCCCGCAACUCGCUAGACUAAAGCACGAGUUCGCCGAAAACCGCUACCUGACCGAGCGGCGGCGGCAGUCGCUGGCCGCAGAGUUGGGGCUUGCGGAGGCUCAGAUCAAGAUCUGGUUCCAGAACAAGCGCGCCAAGAUCAAGAAGGCGUCCGGCCAGCGGAACCCGCUCGCCUUGCAGCUAAUGGCGCAGGGUCUGUACAAUCACAGCACAGUGCCGUUGACGAGAGAAGAAGAAGAGUUAGAGAUGAAGGCUAGAGAAAGAGAACAGCAGAAUAGAUGUUAAUUGAGUAAAGACUGUUUAGUUUGGACAAUUUUAGGAACCUCAUGUGUGAGAUGCUAGCUGAGAUCUUGCAGAUAGGAAGUGUGGUCUGAAAAAAGGAAGUUGUUAGGAGAUAAACCUUGGUAAGGUACUUCAUGAUGAUGUAGAAAGAAUACAUGUCACUACUUCUUUUCAUCCCCAAGGAUGUUGUAAAAGUCGAGUUCGCAAAGUACCAUACAUAAAUACUAGGGAAGAAAACACUAAACCAAGCCGGCUUAUCCAAGCGUGGCACGCUAUAUCCUACUUUUAUAAGAAGAGAGCCAAGUCCAAUAGUGGGACGUAAUUGGGUUAUAGAUUAUGGAAUAUCAGAUGAUGCUGAACGUUGCCACCGUUGUGGUUCCUCUACAUAAUAUUUUUGUUAGGCCGUGCACGUACCAAAGUACAUAUUAAUCCGCUAAAAAUUUUAAAAAUUCAUAAACACACACACAAGCACACAACGAUAAACGAGAUAUUUGGUGGAUACUUCUAUUUAAAUUUAGAACACUGAUUUUUUUGCAACGAGCAGUUUUUUGCUGUACCUACAUAAAUAAACAAUGUCACAAAACUAAUGUAAGAACGAUAUAGACGCAAAUCCUAUCGUUUGCAAGAAUACUUAUGAAAGUCUUUUCAGAAUUAGUGACGCAAUCGUCAUUGGAAACAAUUUUUUUUAAGUCAUAGAUAACUCAUAAUAUUAGCUAUAUAUUUUUUGAGAUUUUGUUCAUGAAAAAAAUUUUCUUUCUUUCUUUUCUUCAAUGGUAAUCAAGUAAUAAGUUUUUUUUAGUCUUUAUUUUUUUUCCAGCGUCAAGUAAUUUGUGUUUCGUUCUAUAGAAUAUCGCCAAGUUUAACGUUUCCCGCCUUUUUCGAUCACCAUAUUAGACAUUUAACGCUCAGUAUAUUGAAUCAACGAAAAUCUUUUUAACCAACGUCCAUCACAAUAAAUCAUAAUUUUAUUAAGUAGAAUAAAAACACAAUACAAAAUUUAAUGACACGCCUUUUCUCCGCAAUAAAAUCUAUUUCGAAAAUUUUUCUAUUCAGAUUGUAACUUAUACGUAUCACGCGGCGUCAAAAAUAAAAAAAAAAGCAAUACUUGUUUACUUUGGUACGCGCGCGGUAAUAUCUGUAUAGCGUUUUGUUUUUAUUAACAACAAUUGUUUAUAAUUAUAACUGUUGGACACCAACUGGCUAUGUGUUAUAUAGUUCUAAUUACACGAGUUUUUUUUUAACAAUAUUUCAAAAUGCGAAGCAAUACCGUUUCGUAUUAAAUUUAACAAUGUACUCGUAUUUUUCUUUUUCUUUUUAAAUAUGUCACAAACAUUUUAACUACAAUGGAUGUAUAUUGAACGAAGUUGACAUUAAUCGUUUCAAUUAUAUACAAUUUUUUAUGCCAAAAUUAUAUUUUCAAAGAAUUAACAAAUCAUAAAACAUAAUAUCGUAUAGACGACAGAUGCACUAACUAAACGCAACUACGUUUUUAUUCACAAAAAAGAAACUUUAAUAAAACUUUAUUUAUGUUCUGUAUUGUACUUUGAACGUCAUUAGAUACGAUAUUUUAUGUAAUAAUUAUCAUAAUUCAUGAUUAUUACGAUGACAAACAGUCACAAUGACAGCUAACAUCUAAUCUUAGAUUAUAUAGAUAGAGUGUCUCCAUACAAAUACUUCGAGAAAAACGGGUCAACUUUUUCAUACAAUUUCGCGUGAUAAAUAGUUAUGAGUGUUUCCUUUAUAACUUCUAGGUAUAUUUGUUUUGUUUAAUAUUUUUUGCAUCUUUUUAAUGUAUAAAUACUCAUUUUAUUUAUUAUAUUAUAUAAUUAAAUAUAGAUACGUCAAGAUACAUUGUGUACGUAAGUAUAUAGAACACUGAUAAAAAAACGAGCCAGCUAAUUUGACAAUUAGCUGACAAAAAGUUAGUCCGUUUUUUUAAGUCUCGAUGCUCUAGCUAUAUAAUCUAAGUAUUUAAGAAACAAAAUGUUAUUACAUAACGCAAAAUAUACACAAUUUAUGUUUUGAAAUGAAACGAGGAAUUAUUUGGAUUGUAAAAAAUAAUUUAUAAAGUUAACAAUCUUUGUAAAUAACUAGUGGAUUAAGAAUAAAGUUUAAAGAUAUAAGUUAUUUAUUGUGCAAUGUAGCAGUAUUAGUAGAUAUAGCUCGACAACUGUCCGGGGAAAUAGGGAUUGUAGAAAUACGCGGAAAUAAGGAAAUAAGGGCUAGAGAAAUAUGCUAGAGAAAUAGGUAUUUUUGAGCUGUAUUUCUUGUUGCUAACAAUGUAAACUUUUUUAUUUUUCCAUUCAGUUGUCGAACUAUGUGUGUAAAAGUAGUGAUUUAUAGAAAAAAAAAUAUUA